AUGGGCUUUCCGAGGUCCAUCGCUCUAUGUGACUGCAAUGGAGUUCGUCAACCCGUCAACUCUCAGACCGCCUAUUUGGAUCUUUCUGUCACGUACGGUGUAAGUGAAGCGGAAAACCGGAGAUUACGAGAGUCACACGGAGGUCUGAUGAAGAUGAACGGACCUCGUCUGUCCCCCGACAUCGACGACACAGAGUGUGAGCUAAAUAUGACCUUUGACCCGAAUACAUUCUACUGCAACAAAGCUGGUGACCCCAGAGUUGACGAGAUGCCCGCACUUUCCGGCAUGCAGACCCUGUUUGUGCGAGCACAUAACGCAAUCGCUUCCGGUCUCGCAGACGUAAACCCAGCCUGGUCCAAUGAGCGUCUGUUUCAGGAAUCAAGGAAGAUCCUGGUUGCUAUCUGGCAGAAUAUCGUAUAUGGAGAAUACCUUCCCAUAGUGCUUGGGAGAGAAACGGUCAAGAAAUUAAAGAUUGACAUUAAGCCCAAAGGCUACAAAGACACUUACAAAUCAACCACGGACGCCACAGUCAUAAACGCGGUAGCAGGUGCCGCAUUUCGUUACGGGCACACAAUUCUGAACAGGGGAACCGGCCAGAUGGACAUCAACUUUAACCUUCUGCUCCUCGAUGACCUUGCCAAUAACUUCUUCAAACCAAAUAUUUAUCACUCGUACAAUGGCACCGGUCACCACAAUGUGUUACGCUGGGCAACCUCAGAGAGGUGUCCAUUGCUUGACAGGAAGGUCGAAAGGAGCGUUCAAGAGCGGUUGUUCAUAGACUCUGAGGGAAACAGCUUUGACCUAGUUGCACUCAACAUUCAGAGAGGUCGUGGUCAUGGGUUGCCGGGUUACAACGCGUAUCGGAAGUUCUGUGAUCUGAGUGAGGCGAGCAACUUCGGAACAGGAAACAGUGGUCUUGUGGACCAUGAUGAAAGCAUCGCCAGACUGUUGGAAGACGUUUACGAAUGCCCGGACGAUAUUGAUCUCUUUACUGGGAUAAUCACGGAGCGCCGAGGAUCCGAAGGUCUGCUUGGGCCGCUCGGCACGUGCCUCCUUGGUGAACAGUUCAAGCGCUUUCGGGACGGAGACCGAUUCUUCUUUGAACGAAACGUUCCUGCGGUCGGGUUUACCAGACCCCAGAUAGAUGCGAUAAAGCAAAUAACAAUGGCGUCCCUGAUCUGUCAACACACUUCAACUACCACACUCCAGCGGAAUGUAUUCGUCAUGCCAACCAUUUCAAUGGAGAACGAACGAGUAUCAUGCGAAACAAUUCCACGCCUCGACCUGUCGCUGUGGAUUGACACGUAG
Mya arenaria is the source of this 1308-nucleotide messenger RNA. Its product is annotated as myeloperoxidase-like. NCBI's taxonomy places the organism in Eukaryota, Metazoa, Mollusca, Bivalvia, Myida, Myidae. The transcript has 11 exons. The record is from RefSeq and is a predicted model, not a curated record. Bases 1 to 1308 code for a protein of 435 amino acids. Gene Ontology annotation, biological process: response to oxidative stress. Gene Ontology annotation, molecular function: heme binding; peroxidase activity.